AAACACUUACUUUCUCUUAAAAUAAAAAAAGAAAUUUGGAACUUUAGAGGAAAUGUAAUUCUUUUUUUCAUUGUUAUUUUAGGUGACAUCACUCAAAAAGGAUAUGAAAAGAAAAGGGCAAAGCUGCUGGCACGCUAUAUUCCACUUAUUCAAGGCGCAGACCCGUGUCUGCCCUCUCUGACCACAGCUGCACCCAAACCACAGAGGUCCAGGCCUACGAACUCCAGGGACGAGCGCUUCCGCUCAGAUGUCCACACUGAAGCUGUGCAGGCAGCUUUGGCCAAAUACAAAGAGAGAAAGAUGCCUAUGCCUUCGAAAAGACGAUCCGUCCUCGUGCAUUCAUCUGUGGAAACCUACACCCCUCCAGACACAUCAUCUGCCUCAGAAGAUGAGGGCUCUUUACGGCGACCCGGGCGACUUACCUCCACUCCGCUCCAGAGCCAUCCCAGCGUCGAGCCCUGGCUCGACAGGGUCAUUCAGGGCUCGUCCACCUCAUCCUCUGCAUCUUCCACCUCAUCUCACCCGGGAGGGAGACCCGCUGCCGCACCCAGCGCCACCACCACUGUACUCGCGGGCCUCGCGGCCCACACCCACAUAGAUCUGCACCCUGCUCCUCCUGAUGUCACCACCGGGCUAGUGGAGCACUCGCACUAUGAGCGACCACAGGUGGCUUCUGUGAGAGGUGUUCCUCGGGGGUACAGUGGGAGCAUCCUGGAAACAGCAGAUGGUGUCCCUGUGAACAGCAGAGUGUCCUCUAAAAUCCAGCAGCUGUUGAACACCCUGAAGAGGCCAAAACGCCCUCCUUUGAAGGAGUUCUUUGUGGAUGAUUUUGAGGAAUUGUUGGAAGUCCAACAGCCAGAUCCAAACCAGCCAAAGCCUGAGGGAGAUGAAAUGGCAGUACUAAGAGGGGAGCCUCUGGCAAUGGGGACCCCCUGGCCACCAUCUUUGCUGGGUGCCCUGCAGUGCUGGGGCACAACACACCCCAAAGCCCCCUGUCUGACUGCCUUGGAUACCAUGGGAAAGGCUACCUGCACCCUCACCUAUGGCAAACUUUGGAGUCGGAGUUUAAAACUAGCUUAUACUCUACUUAAUAAACUGACUAGUAAGAAUGAACCACUACUUAAGCCUGGAGACAGAGUGGCGCUUGUGUUUCCAAAUAGUGACCCUGUGAUGUUCAUGGUUGCCUUUUAUGGGUGUCUUCUGGCGGAGCUGGUUCCUGUCCCUGUAGAAGUGCCAUUAACAAGAAAGGAUGCAGGCAGCCAGCAGGUCGGGUUUCUGCUGGGCAGCUGUGGAGUCACCCUGGCCCUGACCACGGAUGCUUGUCAGAAGGGCCUGCCCAAGGCACAGACAGGAGAGGUGGCAACUUUCAAAGGUUGGCCCCCCCUUGUCUGGCUGGUGAUUGAUGGGAAGCAUCUGACCAAGCCCCCUAAGGACUGGCACCCUCUGGCCCAGGACACAGGUGCUGGGACUGCUUACAUCGAGUAUAAAACCAGCAAAGAAGGCAGCACAGUGGGGGUCACAGUGUCCCAUGCAUCCCUGCUUGCACAGUGCCAGGCUCUGACGCAGGCGUGUGGAUACACAGAAGCUGAAACAUUAACAAAUGUGCUGGACUUCAAAAGGGAUGCUGGUCUGUGGCAUGGAGUGCUAACUAGCGUCAUGAACAGGAUGCACGUGGUCAGCAUCCCCUAUGCACUGAUGAAAGUCAACCCACUCUCCUGGAUUCAGAAAGUGUGCUCCUAUAAAGCCCAGACUGCUCUGGUGAAGUCCCGCGACAUGCACUGGUCUCUGCUGGCACAGCGAGGUCAGAGGGAUGUCAGCCUCAGCUCGCUACGCAUGCUGAUUGUAGCUGAUGGCGCGAACCCAUGGUCGAUAUCCUCCUGUGAUGCCUUCCUUAACGUCUUCCAGUCCAGAGGUCUGAGACCAGAGGUCAUCUGUCCUUGCGCCAGCUCCCCUGAGGCUCUAACAGUCGCCAUCCGCAGGCCACCAGAUCUGGGAGGACCUGCUCCAAGAAAAGCUGUGCUGUCAAUGAAUGGCCUGAGCUAUGGUGUGAUCAGAGUUGACACCGAGGAGAAACUGUCAGUCCUAACUGUUCAGGAUGUUGGCCAGGUGAUGCCUGGAGCUAGUGCCUGUGUAGUGAAGGUAGAAGGCCCCCCUUAUCUUUGUAAAACCGAUGAAGUUGGAGAGAUCUGUGUUGACUCUAUUGCGACUGGGACAGCAUACUAUGGAUUGCUUGGAAUCACAAAGAAUGUGUUUGAGACUGUCCCAGUCACUGAGGGAGGAGUCCCUGUCUCUGAGAGGCCUUUCACCAGGACAGGCCUGCUGGGCUUCAUCGGGCCUGAUAACCUUGUCUUCAUUGUGGGCAAGCUGGAUGGACUGAUGGUUGUGGGAGUUCGCAGACACAACGCAGACGAUGUUGUGGCCACCGCUCUGGCUGUGGAGCCCAUGAAGUUUGUCUACAGAGGCAGGAUCGCUGUGUUCUCUGUGACUGUGCUGCAUGAUGACCGGAUUGUCCUGGUGGCUGAGCAGCGGCCUGAUGCCUCAGAGGAGGACAGCUUCCAGUGGAUGAGUCGUGUACUGCAGGCCAUCGACAGCAUCCACCAGGUGGGUGUGUACUGUCUGGCACUGGUUCCUGCCAACACUUUGCCCAAGGCUCCUCUUGGAGGGAUUCACAUCUCUGAAACCAAACAGCGCUUUCUGGAAGGGACACUUCACCCAUGCAAUGUGCUGAUGUGCCCUCACACCUGUGUCACCAACCUCCCCAAACCACGUCAGAAGCAGCCAGAGGUUGGACCAGCCUCAAUGAUCGUCGGGAACCUGGUUGCUGGGAAGAGAAUUGCACAGGCCUCUGGGAGAGAGCUGGCCCACCUGGAAGACAGUGACCAGGCACGGAAGUUCCUGUUCCUGGCUGAUGUGCUGCAGUGGAGGGCUCACACCACUCCUGACCACCCACUGUUCCUGCUGUUGAAUGCCAAGGGCACAGUCACCAGCACUGCCACCUGUGUCCAACUGCACAAAAGGGCUGAAAGGGUGGCAGCUGCUCUGAUGGAGAAGGGGAGACUGGAUGCAGGGGACCACGUGGCUUUGGUUUACCCCCCAGGCGUGGACCUCAUCGCUGCAUUCUAUGGCUGUCUGUACUGUGGCUGUGUGCCCGUCACUGUGCGGCCCCCACAUCCCCAGAACCUUGGCACCACGCUGCCCACUGUGAAGAUGAUUGUGGAGGUCAGCAAGUCUGCAUGUGUCCUCAGUACACAGGCCAUCACACGGCUGCUCAAAUCCAAGGAAGCAGCCGCCGCUGUGGAUGUCAGGACCUGGCCAACCAUCUUAGAUACAGAUGACAUACCAAAAAAGAAGAUAGCUAGCAUUUUCAGGCCACCCUCUCCAGAUGUGCUUGCGUACUUGGACUUCAGUGUGUCAACCACUGGGAUCUUAGCAGGAGUGAAGAUGUCGCAUGCAGCCACAAGUGCCUUGUGCCGCUCCAUAAAGCUGCAGUGUGAGCUGUACCCCUCGCGGCAGAUCGCCAUCUGCCUGGACCCCUACUGCGGCCUUGGUUUCGCACUGUGGUGUUUGUGCAGUGUCUACUCUGGACAUCAGUCAGUGCUGGUGCCCCCACUGGAGCUGGAGAGCAAUGUGUCCCUGUGGCUAUCAGCCGUCAGUCAGUACAAGGCCCGAGUCACCUUCUGCUCCUAUUCAGUGAUGGAGAUGUGCACCAAAGGCCUGGGUGCACAGACAAGUGCCCUCCGGAUGAAGGGGGUGAAUCUGUCCUGUGUGCGUACAUGCAUGGUGGUGGCUGAGGAGCGGCCCCGGAUUGCACUGACGCAGUCUUUUUCCAAGCUGUUCAAGGACCUGGGCCUCCCUGCACGUGCUGUGAGCACCACCUUUGGGUGCAGGGUCAAUGUAGCCAUCUGUCUCCAGGGCACAGCUGGUCCAGACCCAACGACUGUCUAUGUGGACAUGCGAGCUCUGCGUCAUGAUAGGGUACGUUUGGUAGAACGGGGUUCUCCGCAUAGCCUGCCGUUGAUGGAGUCUGGAAAGAUCCUCCCUGGGGUGAAGGUCAUCAUCGCGCACACUGAGACCAAAGGGCCCCUUGGAGACUCACACCUGGGUGAGAUCUGGGUGAGCAGCCCCCACAAUGCCACUGGGUACUAUACGGUCUAUGGGGAGGAGGCGCUGCAUGCUGACCACUUCAGUGCCAGGCUGAGCUUUGGAGACACCCAGACCAUUUGGGCAAGGACUGGCUACCUUGGCUUCCUUCGCAGGACCGAGCUCACUGAUGCCAGUGGAGAACGACAUGAUGCAUUAUACGUUGUGGGAUCCCUGGAUGAAACGCUCGAGCUGAGAGGCAUGCGGUACCACCCCAUUGACAUCGAGACCUCUGUGAUCCGAGCACACAGGAGCAUUGCUGAGUGUGCUGUGUUCACUUGGACCAACCUGCUGGUGGUGGUGGUGGAGCUGGAUGGGCUGGAACAGGACGCUCUGGACCUGGUGGCACUGGUGACCAACGUGGUGCUCGAGGAGCACUACCUGGUGGUGGGCGUGGUGGUCAUCGUGGAUCCUGGUGUGAUCCCCAUCAACUCUCGUGGCGAGAAGCAGCGCAUGCACUUGCGGGACGGCUUCCUGGCUGACCAGCUGGACCCGAUCUACGUGGCCUACAAUAUGUGAGCAUAGCCAGAUGGCUGAGCAUGGGAGCCAGAGAAGGGCAAGGCAAGGAGGCACUGCUGUCUCUACCCUGGAGGAGGGUACAGACUCCAGCCGGUUACACCUUCCUGUGACUUUAUGGAUCCCUCUCAACAGUUCCUGGCUCUCAUUUUUGAAAACACUUCCUGAAUUAGCUAAAGAAGUAUUUUGUAUCUUCCAAGUACAUUUACAUGAAAGCCAGCAUUUGAACAGAUGGGGUGACUGGGAAGGAAAGGAAGGACUGGCCUGGCACUGUGGGGAGUCAUUGGCACUGUGGCUGUUCCCUGCCAUCCUGCGAACUUGCACUUUUUUUAGGCUAAAGAUAUAGUUCCUGAUUUUUAAAACUCAGUUACUGACUCCUACUUGAAAUGACAGGUUCAUAUGUAGAAUCUAUGCUGGAGAGAACUUGAGACCACAGCACAGCUGCCCUACUUCUGUCCCACAGGCAGAGGCGAGCCCAGCAAGAUUGAUGGAAGCGGGUCACCUCGCCCUCCAAGCUUACCUGCUGCAUUGCAGCCACACACAGCAUUUCCUUUUUUGCCAGUUUCAUUAUUAAAACAGGUGUGACUGGUUGUCUGCAUAUGUUACCACUAACACUCAGUAAGUGCCAUUUUGGACUGUCAAGUUAGAUUCUCUGUUUCAGAAAGAUAAACCAGCAUUUAGUUUAAAAUCAUUUUCCUGUUUGUAACUUCAUGUUUAGUUAAAGUGAUAGAUUUUGUAAUGUCAUAAUACUAAUUCUUCUCAUGGAAGUGUACUGAAUUGUUACUUUUAUUCCAAGUCAGCAGAUCUGGAAGUGUGGGUGGCAGUCAUGCCUUAAGGCCUGUGUGCUGCCUGUGCCUCCAGCACAAGUCAGGUACACUGGGACUCUGUUCUCACUGGGACGGACACAUUAUAAUCUCACUGGCCUUCGCAUUUUGAGUUGUGUGCCUACCUACAAGAUUUGGCCAGACCAUUUCAGUUACUUUAUUCAAACUUGUCUAAUCUAGGUGAUCUAAUAUUAUACUGAACCUAAAUCAAAGAAGAAAAUAUAAAAUCCUUUAAAUACUUCUAAGAAUUUAAAGUCAAGCACGAAUCUAAAAGGUUAUUUUUAUAUAGCUAUUAAAGAAUAUGUUAUGAAGGUGUUGGGUUUUGGGGAGUUUGAGGAUGGGGAAGUUAUGAACCAUGCAUGCUUCAGAGAAACAACCAGGUUUUGGGGAAAUUAGCCUGGAUCAGUGCCUAACAAGCUGUUACCAUUUCUCCAGUGAGUCCAGCCACCUGGGCAUACUCUCAGAUCUUGCUGUUGUUUGGCUCAGAUAGCACUGUGAGUAGCAGCCCUGUUUGCCCAUGAUGUUGAACUGCUGUGAAGUAUGUUUUGACGCACUGAAAUUCUAACAAUCCUGUUGUAAUUAUGUACAGAACCCAUGUAACUUACUGUGUGGCACCCAGAGGUUCCAGCAGUGGGGUAAUA
Molecule: messenger RNA, 6121 nt
Organism: Castor canadensis (American beaver)
Lineage: Eukaryota; Metazoa; Chordata; Mammalia; Rodentia; Castoridae
Source: RefSeq, a predicted model, not a curated record